Molecule: messenger RNA, 507 nt
Organism: Python bivittatus (Burmese python)
Lineage: Eukaryota; Metazoa; Chordata; Lepidosauria; Squamata; Pythonidae
Source: RefSeq, a predicted model, not a curated record
AUGUCUGGGCCUUUUGAGCAAUACAGUACAGCCCUGGCUGAGACCUUCAUUAUGCCAAUGAGCCUGCUGCCCUCUACCCUUUGGGAUGUCAGUGUCCGGAUUCCUUUGGUUGAGGCGGGUGAGAGGUCUUGCUUGGGAAGGUUCUUCACAGGACAUCCAGAGAGUAAGCAGUAUUUCAAGACCAUUCCGACUGAGGGUGACCUGAUGAUGAUCCCAGAAGUGGGCUUCCACGGCCGGAGAGUUAUGGUGACCCUGAACCAGUUAAUUCAAAGCAUGGGUCACUGGAAGCAGGCCUGCAAGCUCAUUGAGCGGCUGGUGGACAGCCAUAAGAACACUCACAAGAUCCCAGCAGCAAUGUUCCAGUUCCUGUUUCAGGCCAUUCUCUGUGUCUUCCAAGACCUCCUGAGAGAGGAGUUUACUGAUGACGCCCAGCUAGCCUGGGAGAAGUUCUUUGUGGUUCUUCAGGAAGAAAUUGAAGCUGCUUAUGCAUGGGAACAGAAGCCUUAA